GGAAGAGGCACAGCACCGCGCAUGCUCUUUCCUUUCUAGCCCGGGCUCCUUCUAGAGCAGCAGCUGCCGCACCGCCGCCGAGAUGUUGAUGCCCAAGAAGAACAGAAUUGCUAUCUAUGAACUCCUUUUUAAGGAGGGAGUAAUGGUAGCCAAGAAGGAUGUCCACAUGCCAAAACACCCUGAGCUGGCAGACAAGAAUGUGCCCAAUCUCCAUGUCAUGAAGGCCAUGCAGUCUCUAAAGUCUCGUGGCUAUGUUAAGGAGCAGUUUGCAUGGAGGCAUUUCUAUUGGUACCUCACCAAUGAGGGUAUUCAGUACCUCCGGGAUUACCUACAUCUUCCCCCAGAGAUUGUGCCUGCCACACUCCGCAGAAGUCGUCCUGAGACAGGAAGGCCAAGGCCUAAAGGUCUGGAGGGUGAGCGACCUGCCCGACUUACUCGUGGUGAAGCUGACAGAGACACAUACAGACGAAGUGCUGCUCCCCCUGGUGCUGAUAAGAAGGCUGAGGCUGGGGCUGGAUCAGCAACAGAAUUCCAAUUUAGAGGUGGAUUUGGACGUGGACGUGGUCAACCUCCUCAAUAAAAAUUGUGAAGAUAUGUUUUAUUGAAUAAAAUUUGGGAAAAAAUA
Molecule: messenger RNA, 625 nt
Organism: Gracilinanus agilis (Agile Gracile Mouse Opossum)
Lineage: Eukaryota; Metazoa; Chordata; Mammalia; Didelphimorphia; Didelphidae
Gene: RPS10
Product: ribosomal protein S10
Exons: 6
Coding region: 83-580 (165 amino acids)
Cellular component (GO): cytosolic small ribosomal subunit
Molecular function (GO): structural constituent of ribosome; RNA binding
Source: RefSeq, a predicted model, not a curated record